GUUUGAUAGCAGCGGGGAUAGCCCGGGGCCCCGUGUAUGGCCACGGAGUUACAGCGUCCGGACUCCAUGCCCUGUCACAACCGGCAAGUAAACUCUACUUCUAGCCCAAGUCCAGAGCGUCUGCUAGCCGAGGACCCAGUCCUGGAUCAUGCAGAGGAAAAUAAGGCUGCUAUGGCUAAGCUGACUCUCCUCCCUGGGCACGCCCAUUCUAGCGUGCUUUCGGAGCGGGACUCUCCGGCCUGCUGCAGCACUAAUCUUCACUCUGAGAACCACAGUGACAGUAGUGACAGUGGCAACUACGACGCACCUGUCGGUGACUCCCUGCUAGGGGACUGUGAACUCUCCCGACAGAUUGGGGCUCAGCUUAAAUUGCUGCCUAUGAAUGAUCAGAUCCGGGAGCUGCAGACCAUCAUCCGGGACAAGACAGCCAGUAGAGGGGACUUCAUGUUUUCUGCAGAUCGCUUGAUCAGACUUGUUGUAGAAGAGGGAUUGAAUCAGCUACCGUAUGAAGAAUGUAUGGUGACCACUCCGACGGGGCACAAGUAUGAAGGAGUGAAAUUUGAGAAAGGAAAUUGUGGGGUCAGCAUAAUGAGAAGCGGUGAGGCAAUGGAACAAGGUUUGCGAGACUGCUGUAGAUCCAUACGGAUUGGGAAGAUCCUGAUUCAGAGUGAUGAGGAGACACAAAGGGCCAAAGUAUAUUAUGCCAAGUUCCCCCCAGACAUUCAUCGCAGAAAAGUCCUUCUGAUGUAUCCAAUUCUCAGUACUGGAAAUACUGUAAUCGAAGCUGUAAAGGUUCUUAUAGAACAUGGAGUUCAACCCAGUGUUAUUAUCCUACUCAGUCUCUUCUCCACUCCCCAUGGUGCCAAAUCAAUCAUUCAAGAAUUUCCAGAGAUCACAAUUCUAACUACUGAAGUUCAUCCUGUCGCACCUACACAUUUUGGACAGAAAUACUUUGGAACAGACUAAGUUAUUAAAGGAAAAUGGAUAUGCCUUGCAUAAUGAUAUGGUUGCAAAUGGAUUUCAUAUCUGUUUUUACUAAUUUGAGAAAUAAUGGAGAAAAUAUGUUAGGAAUGCCUUUUAACAUUGGAAGUAGGUGUAGCAACAAGAAAUAUUGGAAGUUUAUUUAUUUGAUUUGGUCAUUUCUUCACAUGUGGUACCAAAUUCAACAAUGAAGCACAACUACAGUGCUUAGAAAAGAUGGAAAUUUUAAUUGUAUGUUAAUAGAAGUCACUGAAUCCUCAGUUAGUACAUGCAAACUGUAGAACUUGUGACCCCCGCUCUUGGUUUGGAAGUUGCUUGCAGCUACAAAGAAAACCCAUGUGAGACUCAGUUCUUUGGCAAACUGCAGUUUACAUUUUCCUUACUGUGUUUUAGCUCUAGAAUGUUUUCCUGUAUGUGGCUCUUGUGGCUCUUGUGA
Messenger RNA from Arvicanthis niloticus (Nile rat), 1417 nucleotides. It is a transcript of the gene Uprt, whose product is annotated as uracil phosphoribosyltransferase homolog. The record is from RefSeq and is a predicted model, not a curated record. NCBI's taxonomy places the organism in Eukaryota, Metazoa, Chordata, Mammalia, Rodentia, Muridae.